CCAAAAUCAAGAGUCAGGUGCUCAGCUGACUGAGCCAUCCAGGUGCCCCAAGGGAAAUGUCUUCAAGGGAUCCAAUCCCAGGGGUUUCCCCAGAUCCCACUUUGAGAACCAGCUGCCCUAGGUGGCGUGAGAUCUGAAGUUUCUGUGUGCAGAGUUUCUGGGUGCGCAUGCCUCCUGUGUGAGCUGGUGGUGCUGGUGACCGGACGCUACGGUGUCUGUCCUGGGGGGCAGAUGGCUUUUCAGGUGGGAAGCCAGCAUGCGCACAGGUCUGCGCGUGAACCCUCGGGGGUGGUCAUGGCCCGAGUAGGGGGCAUCAGGGUCAGGUAUGUGCUUUCAACGAGGUUUUGGGAGGGGGCGCUGGCUGGCCCGGGCCCCUGGCCUUGCAGGCCUACAGUUGGAGUAGGGCCUCCUUCGGGCAUCUUACCUCCAGGAGGAAGUGCCCUUCCCCCUAGGCGUUUAUCCAUUGAGUUAGACACAAACGCUGAAUUCGCCUUCCUGUGGAAAGAUCCGCCCUCGGGCCUUAUCUGGAGGGUGGGGUGUCGAGGCACCUUGUCCUUGGGUGGGACCUUCCCCCUCUGCUAUUUCAGGCUCUGGGAGCUACAGGAAGCCCUAGGAGGGGGCUUCCUCUGGGUGUAUUUUUAGAGGAACAAAGUGGGGCCUGAGUGGCAAGGGCUCUGUGGUGGGGGCUGGCCUGGGGACAGGGAGUCCAGAAGGUCAGGGGAGGCCCAGGGGACAGGGUGUACCCCCACAGCCUCCCGGCCAGAGACCCGGUGUCCGAUCAGUUGAGCUCAGUGUCAGAAGGAAGAGCCGGGCCCCGGCCGACCUGCACAGGACUAACUAGCUGUCAGGGUGCCUGGGAGGGUGAUGCUUACACAUGGGGCCAUGCUCCGACAGGGCUCCUGUGCAAUGGGGCAGGGGGACCGGGUGGGACUCAUGCGGUCUGCUUAGGGCCAAGCUGGGAGUCAUGGCUCCCUUUCCUCCAUGCCGGCUGCGGCAUCCACUAAUGCGGCCGGCCCCUCCCGUUGGGGUGCUGCGGGGUCCUAGUCGGUGGUGGUGACUCAGCCCCGGCCAGACCAGGCUCGGUGGCCCUGCAGCUGCAGCGCAGCUGAUCCCGACCGUGACGAUAGGGGACAGCCCCCGAACAGACGGGACGGCUCGCAGCACCAGGGCUGUGGAGGUGGUGACAGACCCCGGGCCCCCACCCCCGUUCUGGAGGCCCUUAGGGGCUGUGAGUAAGGGGGAGAGUCCUUCAGGGGUUGGCCGGCAUGGGACCUAGUAACUACCAGAGGGCUCUGUUCUGCCUUCCGUUCUGGCGCCGGGGUCCCCUCCCUUGCCUCCCUGUCCCCCCAGCCUCGGGUCCUGGGAGCAGGGCAGGGCCUUCCAGCAGCUUCCUUCCUUCCUUUCUUGAGACUGAAAGCUAGCCAGUAGGGGGUGCCUAGCUGGGGCCCGGGCAUGGGAGGGGGAACCCAGCCACCACCCUGCUCCCCAAAGUGACUCAGUGCCCCUGUCCCCACCCCUCCCUGGGGAGCCGGGGGCCCACAGUGGGAGGUGGAUAAAUGGGGUGGUGGCCUGGGCUGGCCAGAGAGCUCAGGCCUCUCCAGCUGGACACUCGUUGCCUGCCACUCUGUCCUGCCUCCCAUGGCCCGCUCUCGGGAUGCCACAGCAGCAGCCCCAGCUCCAGGAGCCCCUCCACAGAGCCCAUCCUGGGGGCUUGCGCAGGGUCAGGAGAGGGCACUUGGGGCCCCCUGGUGCAAGCCGGCUGGACCCAGAGCAACAAUGGGGGCCCUUCUCUGCCAGGGCUGGAUGUCAGUGGACCCCCCAGGGAGCUACGCCCUCGGCUCUGCCACCUGCGAAAGGGCCCCCAAGGCUACGGGUUCAACCUGCACAGUGACAAGUCCCGGCCGGGACAGUAUAUCCGCUCUGUGGACCCAGGCUCACCUGCCGCUCACUCUGGCCUCCGCGCCCAGGACCGACUCAUCGAGGUGAACGGGCAGAACGUGGAGGGGCUGCGCCACGCGGAGGUGGUGUCCAGCAUCAAGGCGCGAGAGGACGAGGCCCGGCUGCUGGUGGUGGACCCUGAGACGGACGAGCACUUCAGGCGGCUACGGGUCACACCCACCGAGGAGCAUGUGGAAGGUCCACUGCCAUCACCCGUCACCAACGGGACCAGCCCUGCCCAGCUCAAUGGUGGCUCGGCGUGUUCGUCCCGAAGUGAUCUGCCUGGCUUAGACAAGGACACUGAGGUAGACAGCAGCACCUGGAAACGUGACCCCUUUCAGGAGAGUGGCCUCCACCUGAGCCCCACGGCGGCCGAGGCCAAGGAGAAGGCGAGAGCCACCCGGGUCAACAAGCGGGCACCGCAGAUGGACUGGAACCGGAAGCGCGAGAUCUUCAGCAACUUCUGAGCCCCCCCCCCCCCCGCCUGUUUGCCGGCGACCCGGCCUCUUCCCCGCACGGGCCCAGCCCCGAGUUCCCCAGGCCUCAGUGGACUGGAGGGGGUGCCUCCUCACCCCCUUGAAGCCGUGCUGGGCCCACCGCUAUCCAGGAACCAACGUGCGCCCCAGUGCGCCCCGUCCUGCCCCCCUACCUGCUGGGUGCUGGAGAGGGGAGAGGGGAGAGGGCCCUCCCCGCCCCCCCCCCCCCCCCCCCCCCCCCCCGCCUGCCAGAUGUGAGAGAGGGAGAGGGAGAGGCAGUGGCGACCGUGGCCCGGCCCUUGCUGCUCUGCCCGGGCCUGCUGACUUAAAGGAAUUUUUGUUUUUGCUUUUCUUCCAAAAAAGAAAGAAAAAAAAAAACAAACACAGAGCUCCAGCUCCACACAUGUUUCCACUUAAUACCAGAGUCCCGCCCCCGCCCCCGCCCCCACCCCCACCCCCUUAGGACGCGCUCUCUAAGUAAUUGCAAUAAAACAAACCUUUCUCUGCAAACCACGUCCUCCCCACUCCUCAACAGCAGUCCUCCGAACUGGGAGUCCCGGGCACGUUCAGGGACAGAGAGAUGGAGGGGGACCGGGCUGUGAGUGUGGGGGCUCCAAGGUGAGGCUGGGAGGCCAGAUGUGGCUGUAGGAGCUGCCCCUCUGCCCCUGUCCCUGCUGUGGGGGGGUCACUAAGCCAGGCCUCCCAUGUCCCCGCUGAACUGGUCUAGGGCACAGGGCCUGGGCUCCCAGGGGCCUGAGGAUAGAGGUCCCGUGUCCCUGAAGAGGGUGGCCUCUGGACAGGCCUCUUGUCCCUGCACCACAGCCCUGAGGCUGGGGGAGAGCCUGCCUGCCCCCAGGAGACACCACCCACUCUCCCUUUCCUCCCUGCUCUGAACCCGACCGAUAUCGCUGUUUGCCCUGUAAGCCAUAGCGCAUGCGCGCCCUCGGAAUAAACAGGCCUUCCUCAGA
This is a messenger RNA of Leopardus geoffroyi (Geoffroy's cat), 3382 nucleotides long. It is a transcript of the gene NHERF2, whose product is annotated as SLC9A3 regulator 2. Lineage: Eukaryota; Metazoa; Chordata; Mammalia; Carnivora; Felidae. The record is from RefSeq and is a predicted model, not a curated record. Gene Ontology annotation, molecular function: signaling receptor binding; protein-membrane adaptor activity. The coding region runs from base 1557 to 2405 and encodes 282 amino acids. The transcript has 7 exons. Gene Ontology annotation, cellular component: apical plasma membrane. Gene Ontology annotation, biological process: protein localization to plasma membrane.